AUGGAUUCGCAGAAGCCCCCGGAAUUCAUAUUGGACGUCUUCACGGAUCCUCGAUCUGUCCGCGACGUCGUUAAAGGCAUACUACAUACCAUCUUCUUCAACCGAUUCUUCCCCUCUCUCACCCCGCAAACGCAUGAAGUGCUGGAUGUCACUCUGCCCUACGUCAAUGACGAUGAACUCCAGACUAUGAUCGAGCAGCGCGUCUCCGCACUAGAUCGCCAACUCGACGCAGAUCGAUUGUCCAACUCGGGCGCACCAACAAAGGGAGACAGAAUAAACGGCGCCGGUAGCGGAGGAAGAGGCCAAAUCACCGUCCAGUUCUUCGACCAGAAAAGACGCAAGCCGUGGCCGUCACUGGGAGUGGAGGAGGUCUGCUGGGAGACUUGGACGAUCAAAGUGACUGUUGCCGAACCGAGAACUGAAAAUGAACGAGCAAAAGUUCGUAGAGCCAUGGAGCAGACCCUCUUCACCACCGCCAUGAAAAUUGUCACCUUCGUCAACACCCACAGAGACCAUAUCCCGCCCAUCACAGCCCAAGGCGGCAAUCCCUUUCCCUACAAGAUCAACGUCGAGUCUAAGGAAACGAGUUGGCUCUCUCGUAUACGAAUGUACUGA
Trichoderma asperellum CBS 433.97 is the source of this 615-nucleotide messenger RNA. RefSeq lists its product as uncharacterized. The record is from RefSeq and is a predicted model, not a curated record. Gene Ontology annotation, biological process: autophagy; autophagosome assembly. Gene Ontology annotation, cellular component: phagophore assembly site. NCBI's taxonomy places the organism in Eukaryota, Fungi, Ascomycota, Sordariomycetes, Hypocreales, Hypocreaceae.